Marchantia polymorpha subsp. ruderalis is the source of this 1915-nucleotide messenger RNA. Lineage: Eukaryota; Viridiplantae; Streptophyta; Marchantiopsida; Marchantiales; Marchantiaceae. The record is from the annotation of a GenBank genome assembly.
CCAAAUCCGCUCCCCGGCAUCCGUCCACAUUUACUGCGUCCGCCGUCGACCCCUUCCUUCGUUCCUUCCUUCGUUCGUGCACCAGCACCAGCAGCUGCGAGCUGGACUCUUGGAGUGAGUGAGUGAGAGUGAGUUCUCGAGCAAUUCAGAGCGACGGGUGAGAGUGUAAACAUGGCAGAGUCCGGAGUGUCUUACGGGGAAGAGUUCGUUUACAACACCAGAGGCAUGAAGCUUUUCACGUGCCACUGGGUACCUGCCGAGAAGGAAGUUCGAGCCCUCGUCUUCUUGUGUCACGGUUAUGCCAUGGAGUGCAGCAAUUACACCCGUGAGACCGGAAUGCGCCUGGCCAGAGCAGGAUAUGCAGUUUACGGGAUCGACUACGAGGGCCACGGGAAGUCCGAAGGACUUCAGUGCUACGUGCCCAGUUUCGACCAGCUCGUGGCCGACUGCGAUGAAUUUUUUCGAAGCGUCCUCGAUCGAGAGGAGUACAUCAACAAGCCCAGAUUUAUUUACGGUGAAUCGAUGGGAGGUGCAGUUGCAAUUCUCGUCAGUCAGAGGAACCCAAGUCUGUGGAACGGGUUGAUUCUGGUGGCUCCCAUGUGCAAGAUAUCUGAGAAGAUGAAGCCUCCAGGAAUUGUGACUUCGAUCUUGAUGAAGGUGUGCCAUUUCAUUCCCACGUGGAAAAUCGUCCCCACUAAGAGCGUCAUUGACAGCGCCUUCAAGGAUCCGAUCAAAAGAGAAGAGAUUCGAUCCAACCCUAUGGCUUAUCAAGGUCAGCCACGGCUGCUCACAGCCUUGGAAAUGCUUCGUGCGAGCACGGAGCUGGAGAAGAAUCUGGACAAGAUUAGUUUACCGUUUCUGGUUCUACAUGGGGAAGCUGACAUUGUCACCGACCCUGAAGUGAGCAGAGCUUUAUACGACGAGUCUGUGAGCUACGACAAAACCUUGAAGAUAUACCCGGGAAUGUGGCAUGGAUUGACGACCGGAGAGCCCGACCACAACGUAGAGAUCGUGUUCCGAGACAUAACCAACUGGCUGGACAAGAGAGCCCAGGAUGCAGAAACUGUCACCAGUCCCCAACUGCGCAGCUCUGCGCUCGCUUCCUUCGACUCGAAAUUCUCUUCUAGAGGAAUGGAGAUCGCGCUCAAAGGACAACACGACACGCAAAUUCUCCAGGCAGUAUAAAUAUGCCCGGAAUCGAUAUGUCAAUAAGAUUUCAAAUUUUUACCGAUCCAUAUAUUCUGCCGCUCAGAUCAGCAGCAGCAGACAUAUGACGGUGGCGAUGGCAGCUCCCUUGUAAAGCGAAAUCCACGACGUCCCGGGCGCAGCUGGGACCUGCUCUUUAGGAGCCGCAGACAGACCUGGAAAAUAAUCGAGCACGGACAUGGAGAAGGUGCACGUAGCUAAGACCAAUCAACCACUGGAGCAUCAAGCACACAUCUUGUAACUCACAGGUCGCUGAAGAACAUCUGCCCUCAGACCACUAAAAUUUUACCACAAGUAGAGUACUGAGAACAUCCUCGUUACAUUACGUCACGUCCACGAGCGGCUUUGGCCUGCGAAGAAAGAGCCAAAUGCUGGUCUCGGGCGUAGAGUAGUGCACGUGAGGAUCAUCAAUCGGUGUGACAGACGCACAUCAUACGAUACAUAAGAGUACUUGUACAUUACAGAAGAGUAUCACGCUUCCCUUAGCUAGUCGAAUAAGUGGCUGGUGUACAUACGCCCACGGGCCUGGGAUUCGAACAGCAUCUCCGCAGACUGUCGGACUCAAGGCUCUCAGCUCUGUCGACGAAAGAAAGCUGCCGUUGUCGGCUGUUCACAAAUUGUACAGCAGGAUUUUAAAAUUUACGACCUGUCUUUGAAGACAUGUCUACGCUCGAUGCCAUCGUCAGAGAGGCUCCUGCGCGAUUUCAGC